AUGUUCUGGAAAUAUGGCGGUUACGCGAAUGUGUCACCCAUCAACUCACUCCUUGAUAAGCCCGACGUCAAGGUGGAGGACAUUCUCGAUGAGUCGGACCUAAUGCAAGAGCUUAAGCAGCAUAAUACACGAUUGAUAGAGUAUUUACGUGAGGACCAUGUUUUGAGGAGGCUGUUCGAUAUCAUCGUCUCUCCAAGUCUACUUAACGAUGACGACCACAAUGAUUAUGAUAAUAAUGAGGAUGGAAAUGACGAGACGACUGAAGACAAGAAGGAGCCAGAAUCUCCCGAAGCACCCGGUGAAGGCCAGAUUCAGCUUUCGGAGUUCCCUAAGAUAUCGCCAAACACGAGUCGUGAGCCCAAAGACCUGGAAGAAGCCGAGAAAAAUAGGUUGAAAUACGCAUACAUCGCUUCGGAGAUGCUAUCAUCACCUUCCUGGUCAGUCAUCGAAGCCAUGGUGGAAAAUAAAGAGGCCCUACGAAGCUUUUGGCAAUAUAUGUUCAGAAAGGGAGACUUGGACUCUGUGCAAACCAGCUACUUUGUGAAAGUCAAUGAAGUCCUAUUGGACCAGAAAACGGAUGCCAUGCUUUCUUUCAUAAUGGGCAUAGACAACAUCAUCCCGAUGUUACUGCAGCAUGUCGACAACCCGUUGGUUAUGGACCUCGUCUUGAAGAUAAUUACUCUGGACAAAAUGGAUGGACAGAAUGUAACAGAGUGGCUCCAAACCCAGAACCUUAUCCCCACGUUCUUGUCGUACAUCUCAAAUGAACAUCCACCAGCUACUCAGACUGCUGCAGGUGAUUUGCUGAAAGCUAUUGUGACCAUUUCUGCCAAUGCCGCGCAGAAUGAGCAGCCGUGCAUUGGACCUAAUAGCUUAACUCGACAACUGGUAUCAGAACCAUGCAUAAAGACAUUAAUAUCUGCCAUGGUUCAAGGCGGUAAUCCUCUUACAGUUGGAGUCGGCAUCAUCAUCGAUAUCAUCCGGAAAAACAACCCCGAUUAUGACCCAGAGAUGGCGGAAAACCGCAAUGCUACCCCAACCACUCAUGACCCCAUAUACCUAGGUACCAUGUUGAAGGAGUUUGCAAGCCACGUUCCCGAAUUCAUGGAAUUAAUGAAUAAGAAAAGCAGAUCAGAGGAUUCUAAGCUUGAUACUGCCUGGGGAGAAUCUAUUGAGUCACUUGGCUUUGAUAGGUUCAAAACAUGCGAACUUAUGGCCGAAUUACUGCAUUGUAGCAACAUGUGCCUGCAUAAUGAACCUGGUAGUCACGGAGAUAUGCUGGCACGAGACUUGGAGAGGGAGCAUCUACGAGCAUCCGGAUUCUACCGAAAUCAAGAAGAUGAGUCGGGUUUUGUAUACACAGAGAGCACGAAUGGUAUCCAAAGCUCUGCAAUGGACACAUCAUCUCCAGAGCAAUCAAGAAAGGGAGAGCCAUCUAAUGCUAAUGAAGAUGAAGCAUUUGAAGAGAUUACUUCUUCCGGUGUGCUCGUUGAUCGAGUCAAGGACUCCGAGAGCUUGGCCCAAGCUGAUGCCAAACCUACAGCGGAUACAUCUGCGAAUGCUACAAAAUUAGGAUUUGGAGAUGACUUUGUCGACGAACCAUUAACCCCUCCAAAGUUAAACAUCAAAUCUGAUGAUGAAUCUGCCGUUCAAGAGGCUGUCGCCUCUCCCAUGACACCCAAGCUAACGGAAAAGGUAGAAGAUAUUCAUAUCAGCAAAGAGGAGGAAGUGGAAGAGCCAGAAUCCGUCUCCAAACCAUCGGACUCUACCGUAACUGCACCUGCUGCUGGGCAGUCGGACUCUACGGAUAAGAUAGAUACCUCGUCCACGCUACCAACUCCGGAGACCACCCCAACGCUAUCGGAUGAAGAAAACACCCAGUCACUCCCAAAAAUUGAGCCCUCGUUCAAAGAAUCCAAGUAUGAGUCCGAUCCUUAUAUCCAAAGGGAGUCUGACGGUAAGCCAGUUGUUGGAGAUUAUAUGAAGAUUAUGUUCUACGAGCACAAAGUUGUGCCAACGGUAUUGUCUUAUUUCUUCCGCUUCCCUUGGAACAACUUCCUUCAUAAUGUGGUCUAUGACAUUGUGCAGCAGCUACUCAAUGGCUCGAUGGAGCAAGGAUUCAACAGAGCUCUAGUUAUCGAUUUGUUCGAGUCCGCGCAAAUAACCACGCAAAUCAUCGAGGCUCAACGACGUAGUGAAGAAUCCGAAGCUAAGCAUAAGAUGCGCCUUGGUAACAUGGGCCAUCUUACUCUUAUUGCCGAAGAAGUAGUGAAGUUUAGUGAACGCCACCCACGUGAAGUGCUAUCACCGCAGGUUAUGGAGAAACUAACCCACCCCGACUGGAUUGAUUAUGUUGAACAUGCCCUCUCAGAUACCAGAGAACGCGAGAACGCUAUCCUCGGAGGCGUGAAGCCCGACAUCACCAUGAGCCACCGUCAAGCGGUUCUAAACGCUAUCAGCGCCCCAACAUCCGUUCAAGGAACUUCUUCUGCCUUAGCUGAUGCCGGUCUCAACGGAGGUUUCUCUACUGGCUUUUCCUUGAACAGUCUCAGUUUCGACAAUCAAUCCUCAGCUUCCGGCGGUGCGUUCGGCUUCAAUAGCAACCUCGGCGGAACUGGACUCGGAACCGGAGUAUCGCUAUUCAGCGGCUUUGGAAGCUCGAGUGAUGACGAGGACGAGGACAUGGAAGAUCGACAGGAUAAUCAUGAAUCCCAGUCAAUUGGGGCAGGUCUUGUAAGUCCAAAAUUUAGUGACGAUGUUUCCUACCACUUUUUUUUCCUGUUGAUAUCAUUUUGUACCUCUCAUCUCUAUGGCGCAAGCAUAUUUGACAAUUCAGAAACCCAGCCUAUUCCAAUUCUUCCACCUCCUCCCGCUCCACUGAGCACUGGGCCAUCGCGUGCACGACGCCAGCUUGCAGCACGACUCGCUCUUCAAAAACAACAAGCUCUUGAUGCGACUUCUGGCUCUGCCGCCAACGAAAUUUCAGAGCAGGAUGGGGAAAACAGUUCGCAGAACUAUAGCUCUAUUAAUACGCUUCAUGAUUCAUCAGGGAAUCCCGGAAACUCUGAUCCGCAAUCUUCAUUUUCUGGCUUUCAGAAUGUAAGUGGGUAUUCGGACAGCUCCUCUGACGAAGAGGGUAGUCUUCCCAUGGAAAGUGUAGAAAGGAAAUUCCGCCUACCUGUGGAUGCAUUUGAUGACGAUGACGAAAUGGGUGAUAUGGUUGGGCCUUCGACCUCUUAUUCUGAUGAAGACGACGAGACUAUAAUACAGGAAGCGCUAGGUUAUUCAACUUUCUUGGGUUCCGAUCACCAUACUCUAGGGGGUUCAGGAUACCCAGAGGAUAGGGAACUCACCCCAGAUUCCGCGAGAGGGCAAGACAAUAGCGAUGGGGAGGACGAUGGUCUCGUGGAGAUAUUGGUACCUGGGAGGAAAUCGGUGACGAAAUAA
This is a messenger RNA of Microsporum canis CBS 113480, 3447 nucleotides long. Its product is annotated as SIT4-Associating protein ser/thr phosphatase. The transcript has 6 exons. Gene Ontology annotation, cellular component: nucleus; cytosol. NCBI's taxonomy places the organism in Eukaryota, Fungi, Ascomycota, Eurotiomycetes, Onygenales, Arthrodermataceae. Bases 1 to 3447 code for a protein of 1148 amino acids. Gene Ontology annotation, molecular function: protein phosphatase binding; protein phosphatase regulator activity. The record is from RefSeq and is a predicted model, not a curated record.